Messenger RNA from Fundulus heteroclitus (mummichog), 1009 nucleotides. RefSeq names its product BUD31 homolog (gene bud31). Lineage: Eukaryota; Metazoa; Chordata; Actinopteri; Cyprinodontiformes; Fundulidae. The record is from RefSeq and is a predicted model, not a curated record. The transcript has 4 exons. The coding region runs from base 110 to 544 and encodes 144 amino acids. Gene Ontology annotation, biological process: mRNA splicing, via spliceosome. Gene Ontology annotation, cellular component: spliceosomal complex; nucleus.
UCCCCGCGAUGACGUAAAAUUUGUGCGCCUGAAACGGGCUCUCGGUCGUUAGAAAAUCGAUAAAGCCAGAAGCUCCUGUUUUGCUGUAGUUUUGCUCAAAACAGUCAAAAUGCCGAAAGUAAAGAGGAGCAGAAAGCCACCUCCCGACGGAUGGGAGCUCAUUGAGCCCACUUUGGAUGAGCUGGAUCAGAAGAUGAGAGAAGCUGAAACAGACCCUCAUGAGGGGAAGCGAAAGGUGGAAUCCCUUUGGCCAAUCUUCAGGCUGCACCAUCAGCGCAGUCGGUACAUCUUCGACCUCUUCUACAAAAGAAAAGCCAUCAGCAGAGAGUUAUAUGACUACUGCAUAAAGGAAGGUUAUGCGGACAAGAACCUGAUAGCCAAGUGGAAGAAGCAGGGCUAUGAGAACCUGUGCUGCCUGCGCUGCAUCCAAACACGAGACACCAACUUUGGAACGAACUGCAUUUGCAGAGUCCCCAAGAGCAAGCUGGAAGUCGGAAGGAUCAUUGAGUGCACUCACUGUGGAUGCAGAGGAUGCUCUGGCUGAGCGGAGUUGAUGUUUGACAUGAGGACUCAUCUAGUUUUCAUAGUAUAAGCCUGAAGCGAUUUUUAUUUCCCUCAUCUGCAUCAGAAACACAUCUUUAUCAUCACCUGUCGGCUGCCCUUAUAUGGGAUCAAUAUUUUUGCUGUUCCUCUGUGUUCAAGCAUUGCAAUGGGGAGAAAACUGUGACCAGGGGCCAUGUUUUUGUUUACCACUAGAUUUCUGUCUGUACUUUUUAUUCUGAAUAUUCUGAAUAUUUUGUUAUGGACUGUUUCUGAGUUGGACCUGUCAUUCCAGAUAGUCAUGCUCCCUGUGAAGGUCAGUUCUGAUGCAUUGGUUUUCAUCUAAUGUAGGUUAUUGUACUUUUGGUCUUGAUUUUAUUUUUGGGUGAGUUUUUUUGAUUAAAACUGAUGCCUCUCCUUCAUUAUUACAGUAUGAUUUUUAAAUAAAACAUUUCUGUCAUUUCCUGUC